Molecule: messenger RNA, 1326 nt
Organism: Monoraphidium neglectum
Lineage: Eukaryota; Viridiplantae; Chlorophyta; Chlorophyceae; Sphaeropleales; Selenastraceae
Exons: 3
Coding region: 1-1326 (441 amino acids)
Biological process (GO): regulation of transcription by RNA polymerase II
Cellular component (GO): Set3 complex
Source: RefSeq, a predicted model, not a curated record
AUGCUGACCGUGCCCGCGGUGGCGGACGCGGUUUUGACUGAGGGUCGCGUGGCCGCGCUGAUCGACGCACUCGAGACGCUCGGCGGCGGCGAGGAGGGCGGCGGCGAGGAGGGCGGCGGCGGCUGCGGCGGCUGCGGCGACGUUUGGGCGAUGCGGGUGUGGCUGCUGAGCGGGAAUCUGACAGCCGCUGCGUUCACCUUGAUGAAGGAUAAGCAACCCAACCGGCCUGGUGGCGGCGGCGAUGGCGCCGGCGCCGGCGGCGGCGCCGCCAUCACCCGCGCGCAGCUCGCCCUGGCUGGAGCCAUCGCCCGGCCGGCCGCCGUGCGCGCGCUGCUGCGGGCGGCGCACGCGCAGCUGUCGGCGGAGCUGUUUGAAGGGGACCCUCUCUUCAUGCUUGAGAAGGUGUUCCAGGCCGCAGACCUGCUGCAAGGACGCGCCAUGCAAGCUCCCCUCGCCAUGCCUUAUGAGCCGUCGUCCUCCGUCGCCGACCCGUACGUCGCAGCGCGCGCGACGUGGCAGGGCGCGGACGUGGAUUGGCUCUGCGAGGCGCUGCCGCCGCUGCUGGAGCUGCGGCUGGGGGAGCCCAGGCAGCGGCUGGAGACAGUGCCCCGCAGGACGCGCGCACCACGUCAGCAGCAGCAGCAGCAGCAGCAGCAGCAGCAGCAGCAGCAGCAGCAGCAGCAGCAGCCUGCAGAAGGAGGCAGCAGCAGUGGGCUUCAGGAAGCUGAGCUGGAGCAGGUGGCCAUCACCGCCUUGCUGGACGCUGGCAUUGACGCGAUCCCGCCCCUGCUCUUGCUGGCGGCGCUGCGCCCCGGCUGGCGGCCGCAGGUGAUCCGGGCGCCAGGCAUACUGGAGCUGCUGUCGGCUGCGGUGGCCGCCCCACACCAGGGCGACCCCAGCGACAAGGCCCUCCGCACCCUCUGCCUACUGGCCGCGGGCGUGGCGCCGGCGGAUCGCCUGCCUGGCUUUGCGCGCGCCGUGCUAGAGCGGUGCAAUCAGCGGCGAGCCGACGUGUGGGGCGGACUUCCCAAGCUUGAAGGCGAUAACAACAGGGCCGUGGAGGAUGUGUUGGGGUGCCUUGCGGGCUGCUGCCAGGCGGACGGGCGCCUGGGGGAGCGCGCUGCCCUGGCUCUUGCCCAGCUGAGGGCCGGCGAGCUUUGCUUGGUGCCGCCGCCGCCGGUGCAGCAGCAGCAGCAGCAGCAGCAGCAGCAGCAGCAGCAGCAGCAGCAGCAGCAGCAGCAGCAGCAGCAGCAGCAGCAGCAGCAGCAGCAGCAGCAGCAGCAGCAGCAGCAGCCCGACCGCCAGGAGACCUUUCACGUGGCCUAG